This is a messenger RNA of Passer montanus (Eurasian tree sparrow), 668 nucleotides long. It is a transcript of the gene BAG6, whose product is annotated as BAG cochaperone 6. The record is from RefSeq and is a predicted model, not a curated record. The annotation marks the transcript as partial. The transcript is spliced from 4 exons. NCBI's taxonomy places the organism in Eukaryota, Metazoa, Chordata, Aves, Passeriformes, Passeridae.
GGUUUUUCGGGUCCCUGCUGGCGCUCAUCUGCCAGCACCUCUCCAUGGUGGACGUGGUGCUGCUGCUGCACGGGCGCUGCCAGCCCCUGGCGCGGCUGCAGCCGCUGCUGCGCCGCUGCUUCCGCCAGCACUACCUGGGGGGGCGAGGGGUCUCUGGGGGUCCCUGGGGUCUCUGUGUUAAUUUGAGGAGGGGUCUCUCUCUGCCCCCAGACGGCUCCUUCGGGCCGCGGCUGCUGGAGCUCUGCAACCGGGGCCUGUUCGAGUGCCUGGCGCUGAACCUGCACUGCCUGCGGGGGGAGCGGGGGGCCCUGGGGGCCCUGAUCAGCGACAGGAUCCGCCGUCUCUCGGCCGACGUGCCCCCCUCCCUGGUGGGCUGGCUGACGGCCGUGGUGGGGCUGCGGCUCCAGGCCGUGCUGGAGCAGAUGCCGGUGACCCCCGAGCAGGUUCUGCCCUACGUGAGACACCUGGGGGAGCCCCCCGAGGCCCCGCCCCGCCAGGUGAGCGACCGCCGUCUCUCGGCCGACGUGCCCCCCUCCCUGGUGGGCUGGCUGACGGCCGUGGUGGGGCUGCGGCUCCAGGCCGUGCUGGAGCAGAUGCCGGUGACCCCCGAGCAGGUUCUGCCCUACGUGAGACACCUGGGGGAGCCCCCCGAGGCCCCGCCCCGCCAG